Pangasianodon hypophthalmus (striped catfish) is the source of this 624-nucleotide messenger RNA. RefSeq names its product acyl-CoA thioesterase 13 (gene acot13). NCBI's taxonomy places the organism in Eukaryota, Metazoa, Chordata, Actinopteri, Siluriformes, Pangasiidae. The coding region runs from base 100 to 525 and encodes 141 amino acids. Gene Ontology annotation, molecular function: fatty acyl-CoA hydrolase activity. The transcript is spliced from 3 exons. The record is from RefSeq and is a predicted model, not a curated record.
UUUGAUAAAUGGUCUAGAAGAGAGACAUUCCUUCUGUUGUCAUUAGCCGCUUUCUGAACUGUAGGCUGCAGUUUGUUUGACAUCUAAUAUAGUGAUAAAAUGGUUUCGUUAUCUAUAAAUUCACUGAGACAGGUGAUGCGGGCUAUGCUGGACUCUCCGGGUUUUGACCGUGUUUUAAGUAAGGUCGAGUUGGUUUCAGCCAGUCCAGGUAAAGUGGUGUGUCAGAUGAAAGUGGAAGAGGAGCACACUAACCGAGGAGGGACCCUACACGGAGGACUGACCGCCACUCUGGUGGAUGUGAUUUCUACUGCUGCACUCAUGUACACAGAAAGAGGAGCGCCUGGAGUCAGCGUCGACAUGAACAUCACGUAUAUGAAUGCAGCCAAGGUUGGAGAAGACAUCUUGAUAACCGCGCAGGUUUUAAAGCAAGGACGAACUUUGGGAUUCACUACUGUUGAUUUAACAAACAAAGUUAAUGGGAAACUGAUCGCUCAGGGAAGACACACAAAGCACCUCGGCAGCUGAUUCUUAACAUAAUGUCUGAGAAAUACUGAACCCAUGAACAUCUGUAUAUACAUAAUAUGUAAGCAUGUAAUAAAACACCACAAGAGAUUUUCAAAGCUU